Messenger RNA from Rubroshorea leprosula, 2119 nucleotides. The record is from the annotation of a GenBank genome assembly. NCBI's taxonomy places the organism in Eukaryota, Viridiplantae, Streptophyta, Magnoliopsida, Malvales, Dipterocarpaceae.
GACAAAGUAGCAUGAAAAAGAAAGCAAAAGCUCUUCAGCUAAUACACAAAUAAAUGAGAGAAAAGUCUAAAAGAUCUAUGUACUUGGAAAUUCACAUUUUCUCUUAGCCUAUAGUGCACAGAAAUUUUAGAAUUAAACUCUGCUCACUAAAAUGCAGAAAGUAUUAUACUUCACACAUAUUCCAUCUGCAGUUUGUUUUGACAAGUUUGCAAAACACUGAAUGAUGUGAUGCAAUGAAUGAAUGGUAGAUUGCAGAAAUUCAGUUUGAAGUUAGAUGCAAAAUUUUGAGUUUUGCUCAUCCACACUCAUCCCUUUUACCUAGAGCUACUGCAAUAAAAUGGGGGCUUGAAGUUGCCAGAUGGUUGUUGUAACUCCUAUGGUUUCUUCAUACAUUUUGUUUUUUCAUUGUGACGCAUUCCUCCAUACAUUUUUGCACCAUGCACUUUUGAAUGCCUUUUGUGUCAUCAGAAAUACAAUCAAUUGUUGUUUCUUUGCAAAUUUGUUUCUUCUUUUGAAAUACUUGUCCCCAAAGAGCUAUCCUGUUUUUAGUUCAUCAAUUUUUCUUUUGAGUUUAUUGUGACUUAAUAGUAGGAUUGUAAUUAGUAUUAUCCUUUUGAUGUUACUUUCAUUCACAUUCGGUUUCCUUGCAAUCUCUUCUUUAAUGUUUCUCAUUUUCAUUUUUUUGCCCAUAUAGUGGGUUACAAGAUUUUCACUCACGAAAUUCACUCGAGUUCGAGUUAUGCUGCUAGGAUAGACAAUUUCAGAAGUUACGAUGCCAUUAGCAAGGACAUAAUUCAGAGGUGGACAUACCCCUAUUUGCCUGAUGUAAAGUUUUGUGGAAACCCUGCAACAAAGCUUGAGAGACAGGGAAUGUAUUGAGCAACAGGCAAAUAUAGAAAGAAUCUGAGAAAUAGCAUUGUCAUGGUCUGCUCAAAUAGGUCCUUUCAGUGGGAUUAGACAUAGCACCAAAAUAGGUAGCAAUGGAAAAUUUUGGAAUUUGGUCAUGGGUGAAGGUGAAAUAUUUCAUCAGAUGUUUCAAUAGAAGGUUCCUAAUAUUCAAAAGUUUCCUUGCUUCCACAACCAACUAAGCAAGAUAGUGAUGAGGAAUUAGAAUAUGCUGACAGUAGUAGUGGGGCUGUGGAACUUUCAUGUACAGUGGAUAAGUUGAAUAGGGAAAUUGCUUCAGAAUUAUCUGGGACACAAUGUGGACCUUCAUCUGAGUUUGGCACUGGUGGAGUUGGUUAUGUUUGGUCUGUAUACAAAUAUUUCCCUGGUUCAUCAGCUUGCCACUGGUGGAGUUGGUUAUAUUUGGUCUGUAUACAAAGGAGGGCAUGAAGAGGAACUGAGACAUUCAGUUGCACCUGUUCCUCCUGAUGAGCUUUUGAAGCUCAUCCAAGACUUAGAUGAUGAUGAUAAUGAAGAACUGGAAUCUGAUUCCAACAGUACAGUGUCUGAAAAUGAUGAUGUGAGUGGAUACUCAUACUCUGCAGACAACUAUACUUGUUUUGAGAGAGAGGUUGAAGAAACCUUUUUAAGAGCUGUCUGUGGAAAUCUCAGAGCAGAUUGAUGCAUUUUUUUUUCUCUUAAACUGAGGGAAAUUGGGGGAGGGGGAAUGAGGAUACAAUGGAGUUGAACCCCAGUGGUGUGGGUGGAGCACCCACACAGUGACCACACAAGCGAUAGGCCAAGGUUCACAAGUGAUGCAUUGUUAGAGGUGAAAUCACUAAGGUUCCUAGUAGCCUUUUCUGUUAUUCCUAAGUGGUAUAUAUGGAAACCUAAAAUCUCAAGUUUCUGUGUAGAAAAGAGAUAUGAUACAUAUCAGAUGAGAGCAUUUCUAUUGGGCAUCGAAGUGACUGCUAUAUGUAGCAGUUAGAAAUUGAAGAAGAGUAUGCUAUUUACUAUUACAAAUUUCGUUUUUGCUAAUGUGAUAUACUGAUGACUUUCAUUGUUCUAUGUGCCUCUAAUCUUCGUGUGAAGUAUCUGAGUUGUAUUUUAUCUGAAUCCGGCCUUAUUAUCACUUUUAGCCUUGUCUUACCCCUUUCUAAUGCCACAAUUGUAUGGCAGGUUAGCUGUACUUAUGAUUUUGGCAUGUAAGAUACUAGGCCUUCUUUGUCCCUUA